AUGAGUUCGUGCAAAGCUAUUGGAAUCGACUUGGGUACUACAUACUCAUGUGUCGGUGUAUAUCAGCAUGGCAAAGUGGAGAUCAUCGCCAAUGACCAGGGAAAUAAGACAACGCCAUCGUAUGUUGCCUUCACAGACACAGAACGUCUGAUUGGAGAAUCGGCGAAGGAUCAAGCGGCCAGAAACCCUCAGAAUACAAUCUUUGAUGCCAAAAGAUUGAUUGGACGUGGCUACAACGACGAGACGGUUCAGAAGGACAUGAAACACUGGCCUUUCAAGGUGGUAUGUCAAGACGGAAAGCCUAUUGUGGAAGUCGAAGCGAAAGGCGACACGAAGAGAUUCAGACCAGAAGAGAUCUCAGCGAUGGUACUCACGAAGAUGAAGGAAACGGCCGAAGCUUUCUUGGGACAUCAAGUCAGAGAUGCUGUCAUCACGGUCCCUGCCUACUUCAACGACAGUCAACGUCAAGCCACCAAGGAUGCUGGCACGAUUGCCGGUCUCAACGUGCUUAGAAUCAUAAACGAACCGACGGCGGCUGCCCUGGCCUAUGGACUGGAUAAGAAGCUGAAAGGAGAGAGGAAUGUGCUUAUCUUUGACCUUGGUGGAGGAACGUUUGAUGUCAGCGUUCUCACGAUUGCUGAAGGAAGCAUGUUCGAAGUGAAAGCGACUUCUGGAGACACGCAUUUGGGUGGCGAAGACUUCGACGAUCGACUUCUGAAUCACUUCAUUCAGGAAUUCAAGAGGAAGAACGGACGCGACAUCAAGAACAACUCUCGAGCGAUCCGACGUCUGAGAACGGCAUGUGAACGUGCCAAGAGAACUUUAUCGUCAUCUACAGAAGCAGUUGUUGAAGUGGACUCACUUUUUGACGGAAUCGACUUCCACUCCAGAAUCUCGAGAGCUAGAUUCGAGGAGUUGUGUGCCGACUUGUUUAGAUCUACCUUGGUGCCAGUCGAAGCUGCUCUGAAGGAUGCCAAGAUGGAGAAGCGAGACAUCCAUGAAGUUGUGCUGGUCGGUGGUUCAACUAGAAUCCCUAAGAUCCAGAAGUUAUUGAAGGACUUCUUCAGUGGAAAGGAGUUGAACUUGUCCAUCAACCCAGAUGAAGCCGUUGCUUAUGGAGCCGCUGUUCAAGCUGCCGUUCUCUCUGGAUGUCAAGACAAAGCCGUGAAGGAUGUGCUACUGGUCGACGUUACUCCUCUUAGUCUUGGAAUCGAAACCGCUGGCGGUGUGAUGACAAAACUGAUAGAGAGGAACUCCAGAAUCCCCAGUGAAGCAAAGAACACGUUCACAACAUAUGCCGACAACCAGCCAGCUGUCACGAUCAAGGUGUUUGAAGGCGAACGUGAGAUGACUCGUGGUAACCACUGUUUGGGAACGUUCAACUUGGAAGGUAUUCCACCAGCACCACGAGGAACACCAAGAAUCGAGGUCAAGUUCCAGAUCGACGCCAACGGAAUUCUGAAUGUGUCGGCUUCAGACGAAGGAUCAGGAAAGUCUAAGAGCAUCAGAAUCCGGAACGAACGAGGACGAUUGAGUCAGGCCGAGAUCCAGAGAAUGUUGGAUGAUGCUAAGAAGUACGAAGAGGAAGAUCGACGUGAGAAAGAUAGAAUCGACGCCAGGAACAGACUCGAAGCCUACCUCUACCAAGUGAAAGGCUCUAUCGAUGAGUAUGGCCAGAAGUUGGAGGCUCAAGAUCAAGAAACGGCCAAGCGUCUGAUCGACGAUGCUUUGAAAUGGGUGGAGACGAAUCAGACGGCAGAGAAGUCGGAGUACGAAGAACGACUUCAGGAAUGUCAGAGGAAGUGCAACGAUAUCCUGAGCAAGCUACAUCAACGACCUCAACCUCAGUCUUGUGGCCAACAGUUUGGACAAGGUCAGGAUUAUGGACAGCAACAACAGUACGGGUACCCUGGACAAAGUGGUACUGGACCGACUGUCGAGGAAGUCGACUAA
Messenger RNA from Bursaphelenchus okinawaensis, 1953 nucleotides. Lineage: Eukaryota; Metazoa; Nematoda; Chromadorea; Rhabditida; Aphelenchoididae. The record is from the annotation of a GenBank genome assembly.